Cutaneotrichosporon cavernicola is the source of this 357-nucleotide messenger RNA. RefSeq lists its product as uncharacterized. The coding region runs from base 1 to 357 and encodes 118 amino acids. Lineage: Eukaryota; Fungi; Basidiomycota; Tremellomycetes; Trichosporonales; Trichosporonaceae. The record is from RefSeq and is a predicted model, not a curated record. The transcript has a single exon.
AUGUCCGUGACGGCCCCCAAGAUCACCAACCCCCAGCCCUCGCUGGUUCUCCGCUUCAUCAUGUCGGCCGCGUUCGCCGUCUGUGCCUUUGGCGUAGCGCCUUUCGUCCUCGUUGGCCUCCUCCUCGUCGCCGCCGGACAGCCUGUCAUGUCCGCCAUGCGGUGGUGGAACGCGCCGCGCACCCGUCCCCGUAAAUCAACUACCAAAGCCAAAGCCGAAGGUGAGGUGCCUGCCCCGUCGCCACGUCAGCCGCGGUACUCGCCCUCAGGAUCGUAUUCUUCUCCGCGGCCCGCUAGCCCAGUCAAGCCGAGUGAGGCGCAGCAGAUCGCCGCGGCACUGCGCCGUAACAAGGCGUAG